AUGGCCUCCAAAAAGGCUCCUCAAGUCGUUGAAACAACAGUUUUUUGUUUAGACAACAGCGAUUUCACGUUAAACGAAGAUUUUCUUCCCAACAGACUUCAGGCGCAAUGCGAAGGUAUCAAUUUGAUAAUGAAAUCAAAAACCGUAUCUAACCCCUCGAAUUACUUUGGGUUGGUAGCGAUGGCAAACGCGAGCAUAUUGGUACCACUCACACAGAAUUUCAACGAUAUUUUGGAUAAGUUUUUGGAUUUGAGUUUUUGCGAUGAUAUUGACCUGGUGGCGAGUCUACAUAUGGCGUACACAAUGUUGACGAAUAAAGAUGGCAUCAGGAAAAUUUUAGCCUUCAUUGCAAGUCCUUGCGAUAUAAAUGAGGUAAAACUUAACGAGCUAAAGAAAAUACUGAAGGUAUCAGAUGUUGGUGUGGAUAUUAUUCUUUUGGAUCAAAACUCUAAAACGCUAAAGAUAAUGUUCGAUUUUACGACUUUUUUAAAUGCUGAUGAUGAUGUUAAGCGAAGUAAAGUGGUCUUCGUUUAUCCGGACACAAAUAUAAAUACUGCUUUAAAAUCAUCGGAUAUUUUACCUGUUACUUACAUUACAAAUGAUGUUGAUGAGGAUGAAGCCUACUUUAUUAUGGCCUUGAAUCUUUCGUUGCAGGAAAAACACGAUCUUGAUGCUUACACACCAGAAGAACAAAAUGAAAAUGUCUCGAAUGAUACUCAUGAAGAUGAUGACAAUUCACUUCCUCAAAAAGAAACAAAAUAA
This is a messenger RNA of Brassicogethes aeneus, 762 nucleotides long. NCBI's taxonomy places the organism in Eukaryota, Metazoa, Arthropoda, Insecta, Coleoptera, Nitidulidae. The record is from the annotation of a GenBank genome assembly.